Molecule: messenger RNA, 919 nt
Organism: Photinus pyralis (common eastern firefly)
Lineage: Eukaryota; Metazoa; Arthropoda; Insecta; Coleoptera; Lampyridae
Product: GATOR complex protein WDR59-like
Exons: 3
Coding region: 99-728 (209 amino acids)
Source: RefSeq, a predicted model, not a curated record
UUGCAAAAUUAAAAAAAUAUCAAAAACAUAAUUAGGAAUUUUACUUUAAUUUUAGAAUAAGUCAUUAUGCCAACAACUCUGACGUUCAGACUGCCGCCAUGCUGUCGUGCGUAUUCGGUAAAGGUCAAGAGGAGAAGUAUCGAAGGAAAUCGUUUUUGAAAUACUUUCCAAUGACACAACUUGCAUCUGGAAAAAAAUGGCUUAAGGCUGGUGGAUCUCCAUAUCAUACAAUUCCUCCUGCUGACGUCGUCGCCGACGGCUGGGUAUUUCCAUUACUUAGGGUGGCCAGAUCCAACUCCUUGGACAACUUAAAAAUUGAAGCUUUGCCAAAUUUGCCAUUCGAAAAACCGCCCAUUAGCUCCUUUUACGAAUACUAUAAGCUCGCGUAUGCGGAAAUGUUACACCGCUGGGGUCUGCUAUACAAUCGAGCGGAAAUUUUAAAGUAUUUGUGCACGCCGACUGAAAACCACAAGGGAGUCGAAUUUCUCACAGAUUGUCAAAAGUGUAAGGAGCCAUCUCGCACGACCAGCUGCAUAACGUGCAAACGCGUUUCUUUGGAAUGCAUUAUUUGUCAUACCUCUGUGAGAGGGUCGGCGAAUUGUUGUCUUGUGUGCGGGCACGGUGGUCAUACUAAACACAUGAGGCAGUGGUUUGAGAAAUAUUCAAUUUGCGCUACGGGCUGUGGAUGUAGGUGUCUUACUGAGGCUUUAGGGAUGUUUAACUUUUAGGAGAGCAGGAAAUAUGGGCAUGAAUUUACUUAUUGUUUUGUAUUUCAAUUCAAUUUUGAAUGUUCAAAUGAUUAUCAGUAUCAGUUUACAUCCAACAAAAAAUUUACUAAGUAUUCCACCCUGUUAAUCAAUACUUAAAGAGUGUGACGAGAGUGUAUUGUAUAAUGUAGAAUAGAAACUUUGUUACAAAA